AUGGAAGUAGACGAAUACAGAAAAUGGGCGGAGCUUCCGCCGGAACUGACAUCAUCGAUCCUUCUCCGCCUCGGCGCGAUUGAGAUACUCGAGAACGCUCAGAAAGUUUGCAGAUCGUGGCGUCGCGUUUGUAAAGACCCAUCGAUGUGGAGGAGAAUCGACAUGCAUAACCUCGGAGAUUCAGGAAGCAUGGAGUACGACCUCGAUAUCAUGUGUCGUCACGCAGUUGAUCGUAGCGAGGGAGGCUUGAUUGCGAUCGACAUUUGGUCCUUCGGUACUGAUGAUCUCCUUGAUUACAUCGCACAAAGGUCAAGUAAUCUGAGGAGCCUUAAACUUGCAAUGUGCUAUUCGAUAACAGAGGAGGGAUUUGCUGAAGCAGUUGCGAAAGUUCCAUCGCUUGAAGAGCUCGAGGUUUCAUACUGCCAAUUGUCAGAAGAGUCAUUGAAAGUUGUAGGCAAGUCUUGUCCAAAUCUCAAGACAUUGAAGCUAAACUGCGUUGGUUACAGGCUCCCUAGCAACGAGUCUGAUGAGGAUGCUCUAGCAAUCGCUGAAACAAUGCCCAGACUUCGACACCUCCAGCUUUUCGGGAACAGAUUAACAGACGUCGGCUUAAACGGCAUUCUUGACAAUUGUCCUAACCUGGAACAUCUUGAUUUACGCCAGUGUUUCAACGUUAAACUUGCUGGUGAUCUGGAGAAGCGGUGUUCCGAGAAGAUCAAAGUUGUGAGACGCCCUAAUGAUUCGACUCUUGAUUACCCAUAUGACGCGACUGUUCAAGAUAUGGAUUCAUCUGAAGAUGAUUACCCUUAUGGCUUCUCUGAUAUCGAUCUAAUGUCAGGUGAUGAGGAUUACUAUGACCUCUCAGGUGCUAGUGACCUUUCUGACUAUGACCAGUAUGAUUUUUACGAUGAACUGCUCUAA
Messenger RNA from Arabis nemorensis, 921 nucleotides. Lineage: Eukaryota; Viridiplantae; Streptophyta; Magnoliopsida; Brassicales; Brassicaceae. The record is from the annotation of a GenBank genome assembly.